Molecule: messenger RNA, 616 nt
Organism: Dentiscutata erythropus
Lineage: Eukaryota; Fungi; Glomeromycota; Glomeromycetes; Diversisporales; Gigasporaceae
Source: the annotation of a GenBank genome assembly
AUGACUAAUGCAAAAACUGAGUACGGAGUGAUUCCGAAGGAACAUUGGAAUAUUCCAGAUGAUAUAGAUAUGAAUCUUAAUGAGUUAUUAAAAACUUAUGAUUAUUACUGGCGUGUUGAACCUAAUGUUGACUUUUAUUGCGAUAUUGAUUUUGACCCAUUUGUAUAUAUGAAAGAGAACGAUAUUAAAUAUGGAUUCACUCUUGUACCAUAUGAAUCAUUAGCAAUUAUACCUACACUUUGGGGUACUGUCAAAGAAUUUAUUAGAAUGUAUCCAAAUUUAAUUGAAGAUGAUAGUAUAUUUGAAUUUAUAACUGAUGAUCAUGGUAAAACAUAUAAUCUGUGCCAAUUUUGGUCAAAUUUUGAAAUUGCUGAUCUAAAUUUUUGGAGAAGCGAAGCCUAUACAAAAUUGGUUAAUUUUCUUGACAAAAAAGGUGGAUUUUUUUAUGAUCGGUGGGGAGAUGCACCGAUUCAUACAAUUGCAGCAGCCCUUUUCUUGGAGAAACAUCAAAUUCGUUUUUUCGAAGAAAUUGGGUAUCACCAUGGUUCUCUUAUAAAUUGUCCUAAAGGAAAUAGGCUUCAAUCUAAAUGUCGUUGCGAUCCUGUUGAUAGUGUCG